Messenger RNA from Mercenaria mercenaria, 7417 nucleotides. Its product is annotated as centromere protein I-like. Gene Ontology annotation, cellular component: kinetochore. Lineage: Eukaryota; Metazoa; Mollusca; Bivalvia; Venerida; Veneridae. The record is from RefSeq and is a predicted model, not a curated record. The transcript has 19 exons. Bases 84 to 2276 code for a protein of 730 amino acids.
CCAAAUGUUAUCUCGACUCGCGAGAUAUUGCGAGAAAAUUUCAAAAUAAUAGCGCCGAAUAUGUAAACAGAGAUAAAUCGGAAAUGUCAUCUAGAAAGAGGUCCGCUAAAGGCAUCAACGAUGCAGUGAAAUUCUUUGUAGAUGCAACAACAAGACAGAAAUUCAAGGGUAAUGAAGAGUUGUUAUGGGCACUAGAAUGUAUAGAGGAGACGUCUCUGAAGACAGGCCUGUCACCGGACCAUAUAACAGCACUUGUAGAUGUUGCUGCAUCUGGUAUACAAGUCGAGACAGUUUGUAAAAGAAUCAUCAAGGCUCUUAUACCACAGUCGGUGGUUCCAGAAAAAGCUGCACUCAGUGUCAUCUCCUGGCUGUGUACCCGUAAACCAUCCAUUAACAUACAAUGUUUGUUGUUACGAUGGUUACUUGUGAUAUAUGAAUAUAUUGAUACUCGGGAUGAUCUGCAUGCUAUGUAUGGAGUGCUGUUCCACUUCCUCCAUUACAGAAUAAUGACACCUUAUAUCUGUCACCUGCUGUACCUUUUAACACGGAAAGAAGAUGUUAAACUGUUCCGUGUGAGAUUUCUUAUACAGUACCAGAAAGAUAUGGGACCACAAGCAUUUCUGACUGGACUUCUGUCUAUAUAUCGGCAUUAUUAUCCAAGCUUGGUACAUGUUGUCAACACCCGCUCAUACAAGUCCUUCUUUCCAUCCUAUGAUAGGAAGUGGAGUGCUACAGUGCGGCAAGUGAGGGAGCAGAAUGGGCUGUCACCCACUGUAGAUAUGAGCUGGGAAAAGGCAUUGUUAGAAAGGCUACAUCCUACUGGACAGGCCAUAGAUCUCAUGCCUUCAAGAAAGCGUAGGAAGAUAGAUCCAAUACCUGUGAUACACUCUCUGACGUCAAAGACAAACUACAAGAGGGACACACUAGCUCAUUCUUUAGGGAUUCGCACUGUACCCUUUAUACUGAUACACUCCUUUAAAGAUGUCUUAGAUAAUCUAGAUAGUAUAGAGUUUCCAAGUCAGAUAGGAGCAGUGUUACGGUCAGAUACACUAAAACAUGUGAUGUCAUACACAAAAGACCAUAUAGCUGAGGCCAGGUUUCAGUUCUGGGUUGCUGAAACUUUACAAGAAGAAUUGGUUGAUACAUUGAAACAGAAAAACAAGGAAAGAGCUACUACACUGCUACGGUUGUUAAAGUUAUUCUCAGAUUUUCUCCAGGAAGGUAUCCCUGCUGUGGAUAUUGUGAUGUCAGAAUACCUACAGACGUGGAAUGGUCAACACUUUAAACAUGUGAUUUUCAAACUUAUCUCAAGAUUUCGACUCUACUCAUUUUCAACACUAAAUCGAGCUGUGUUAGAACCUCUGAGAAAGCUGUUCUUUACAUCAUCUAUUUAUUUUAAGUGCCAAGUGAUCAUGUGUUUGACAGACUUGUUAAGAAACCACACAGCCAAUGAAUGGCCGCGAAGUCUAGAAGUAAAUGAUACAGAUUCUGGGUUAUGUCUGUUUAGCAAAGUGAGUGAAGAGUUUUCAAGUAUAGAUGGAAUUGUCAGCUUUGUAACAUUUGUCAGCAAGAUGAUACUGGUAGCUUGUGUAUCAGACAGUCACAAUGCCUUGUUUGAACUCUGUGUACUCGAUUUUCUAGAUCUGGUUUCAAAUUUACAUAAAGAAUACCACCUACCAUUUGUAGUGUUGGUAGAACCCAGACUGCUUGAGAGAUUACUCAUUAGCUCUCAUCCAAUGACUGUCUCUAGAGUUUGCUCAGUUAUGUGUAGAUAUAAGGAAAACUUCAAUAUGGUAAAGGCAGCACAGAAGUCAGGAGAUAUAGAGGUUGUACAGAACAGAGAGGAGAUAAAGAUGAUACGAUCAUGUAACCAGCUUAUUAUUGACUUCUGUAAUACACUAUGGCGGUUCAAGGCAUUCACAUCUACAGAUAAGGGUUCUAUAUUUUACUGGUACCGUGAGGAGACAGAUAAAGAGAACUUUGAUGAUUCACCGGUAGAAGAAAAUUUGUCUUUAUUCAGACAUCCAGCAUUGUUGCCAUACACAAUCAGAUAUGUCUACAAGACACAGUUAGAGCCUGGCAUAAAGUUUGCAGAUUUAAAGAACAUGAAGCGGGAUUUCCUGAAUUAUUUGGAUCACAACCAUUUCACAGGAUUGUCUCAAUUCAUUGCUUCAUUUAUACGUAACAAGACGCCAUCUCUGACCACUACGCAGGUGAUGGGUAUUUCACAAACAAUGUCAGCAUCACGCCAUGACAGCUCGGCAUUUGGCUUUUGAUUGGAAAAAUUCUCUGCUACAGUAAUAAAACAGUAGCCUUACCCACAAGUGACGAAUAGUACAAAGUCAACAGCAACACCUAGACAAGAUCUCUCAGCAAGUGGAUUUCAAUUUCAGUUUUUUCAGCAGUGUAAAAUACUAAAUUGUAAAAUGAGCAGAGUAAGAUGUUUAGGGGCUUCAGUGUCUGUUUGGUUAUAAUCACUGACUAAACCACUAAACCUUAGCUGUAGGUUUAAAUCCUGCCUGAGUUGUCAAAUGAGGAAAUUAUCAACCUGAUUUGUGGAAAAAUGAUGGUUUUAAUCCAGGUGUCAUCCUUUACAGAGAGGGACCUGGUGACUCUCCCAACAUCAGAAGUUGGAAAUCGGUCAUUUAACCUGCAUUGUGUUAUUGUCACUUAAAAACAAAAAUAAAAUUUUAGUAAUAAUGGAAGUUUGAAAUUUUAGGUCCGAAAAAAACUCAUUAUGUCUCCCACCACACAGUUGUGUGGGAGACAUAUUGAUGUACUCCUGUCUGUCACAAAGCUUGUCCGCACUCUUAAGUCGAACAUUUCUCAUCUGAUCUUCACCAAACUUAAACAAAAUGUGUCUGACUAUAAUUCCUCAGUCAAGUUCAGUAACUAGCCAAAUUGGCCUAGGCACUUCGGAAUUAUGGCCCUUGAAAUACCAAAUAACGCUCGGAUUUCUUGCGCAUUUUUGACACCAAAAGGACCCCUAUACUACUCAUAAAAGUAGUAUAGUGGUCCUUUUGGUGUCAAAAUGUGCAUGCACUCUAGUAGUAGAGGAGUCCUUUUGGGGUCCUUUAUGUACAUGUGCUCUAAGUAAACAGUAUAUAAAGACUGACUUACUAUUUAGACGAUUAGUCAGUUGUUGGAGACAUGUGCUUUUCUCAAAAGCAGCUCUAGUUUAGUUUUGUUACCAUGGAUUUUCUUGGUUUCUACCAAAUUUGUUAUUUAGUAGGUUUGUAAGGACUUGAAUUUGUGGAUAUUUUAUUUUAUUUCAAAGAUGAAAUGGGAAGAAAGUUGUUCUGAAUUUCCUUUAUUCUUUGGGAUUUGAUUUUCUGUAUUGGCAAAACCAUGAACUCCACAAACUAGGCCUCCAGUGAAUAGAAAUGAUUUUGCAGUAUUCAUAUAGUGUUGUGUUUUCACCGAUUCUGGCAAUGUUUACAUGUGAGGAGGAAUUAAAGUUAUUGCAUUUGAACACUGAAUGAAACUUCUGUAGUUUCUUUUGCAACUUAAGAUAUUGGACCCGUAAUAGAGUACCGCCUUUUUGGAGAGUGUUCAAUUCCUACCAUAAACCUACUUUGAUUGCAAUUUUCAGGGAGUGGUGGGGGGGGCAUAGGUUCAAGCCCCACUGGGACCCAAAUUUUUUUCCCAUGUUUUCCUUUUUUUCUAGUAGGUAAGUUUUUACUUCUUUCAAGACUUAUCAUGGAUGUAUUGUACAAAAGUGGAACAUUUUCAUUUUAUAAGCGAUUUCUUGCUGUUUAGAGUGAAUUUACCUCUGAAUCAGGAUGGGUAGAGUUAGACAUCUUUAAAAAAUACUGAGUUACAUGCGAUAAAAGUUCUCUAUUUUGCCUUCAUUCUUUAGAUUACAUAAUGUGGAAGAAAUGCAGGUAGGUUUUACAUCUGCCCCAAGGUUAUUUUUGAAUGAAGUGAGCAAAAUUCAAAACAGACCCACAGGAUUUGACCUUAAUUUUUCAGUGUUGGAGUUAGAAUUCUGUCUCAUUAAAUCUGUUUACUUGAGGCAUCCUAGAAAAAAAUGAUAUUUACAGUUUUAUUUUGUGUUUUAUAAUUGUUUAACAAUAGUUUGAUGUUUCUUUUAUCAAAAUUAAUGCUGUAAUGAAUUCUCUGCAAAUAUUUUAGAUAGUGGCUAUCACAUUGAAAUUUGUCUCCACUUGAGCUUGAUAAAAUACCAUAAAUUAUACAAAAUUUACAAAAAAACGGCACGGUAAAAGUUGUUUAAAAUUUGCAACACAGUGUGAAACAUGGUCAACUUUAAGAAUAUACCAAACAAAUGCUAUUUUUCAAACAUUACUAUUAGGGGUCCAAUACCUUAAUCCAUAUAAUUAAGGCCAGUACUACUUUUUUUUUACAAAAAUAAUUUCUAAGUUAUUGAAUUGUUAAAAUGAUAUAUAAAGGGUUCCUUAGUUUUAAGUACCAGUUCUGCCCUUGGUUGAUAUAAUUUGUGUCAAUAAAUCAACCUCACUAAAAGACAAUAGUGAUAUGAUAAGCUGUAAAUUAUAUAGAGUUGUUUGAAUUUGUUAACAUUUUCAUGCUGCUUUGACUGUUGGCAUGUCUUUUUAAAUCUAAAGAACUACGUAGCAACAGUUAUAUUUUGUAUGUAUGCCACCAAGCAGGUUAUUAAAUGUUACUGGCAAGAAAGCUGGAAAAAUUUUGCAGUAGCCUACCACAAUUAUUGAUGAUACAUGGUGUUUGUACAGUAAUUUUAAUGGGGCAAGGUGAAUUUCCUUGAGCUCACAAAACCCAUAUACUCCAAGAGCUAGAUGUAGUGUGGUUUUAUAUCUAAUUUAUUAAAUAUCUCAUUGUAAAUAAUUUGCUUUUAUAGUGCAAUAUGUACAUAGUUUUAGAUCUUUAGCUCAGCUAUACGCAGUAUGGAGAGCUAUCCUACUUGCCCAGGCAUAGGUGUCGGGGGUCCUUCCGCAUUUGCACCUUGGUUAAAGUAUUAAUGCCCUUUCUCUAUAUCUCUUUUAUUACUUGAUGGAUUUUUAAACUUAAAAUUAUUAUUCCUCAUCAUCACACAUAUAUCAGAAGGGUCAUAACUCUCACACUAAUUUAUGAAUUAAUGUGGGGGAGACAUAUUGUUUUUGCCUCCGCUGUCUGUCUGUCGGUCCACAUUAAGCCUGUCAGGCUUUAACAGGUCAAACUGCUGGCUGGAUUUCGACAAAACUUCACAGGAGUGGUCAGUACCAAUCGUCGUUAUGCGUAUCGCCGGCACAUUUCGCUUCGCUGUACAGAAAGGUUGCAAGAGCUAAAAAUAGAAAAAUCUUGUUGGCACCAAAACAUUACGAGUCAAGCCUUUGUUUUACCUACCAGUAUGAAAUUUCAGGUUCAAGUUGUGAUGCAUUUUUGCUCUAUUUCAGUCAUUACCAAAUAGAUUUGAUUCAAACUGAAAAUAGUUAUUCCACAUUAGUAGCCAGAUGAUAUGACACAUGUUGCAUUACUUUUGCAAAUGUUUUCCAUGAAAUUUGUUCCUUUUAUACUUAUUUUGAUACACUUUAUCUCUGUUAUUACUAAAUCUAUUUGGAAAAAAACUUAAUCUAUUGCCCAAUAUCUUCAUCCACAUUGAAGUCAUUAAACACUCCAGUGACAGCUCCAGCCUCUUCAGAUAUACCAAAUUCCACUAUCCAGAAUCGAAAUAGUCGAAAGCGCUGUCUUCUAUGACAGCUCUUGUUAAUGCAUUCUAGUUUUUAGAAGACAUACAAAAUUGUUAUCCUAGGGAUUGAAUAUUAUUUAUACAGUAGUUCAAUUGUUAAUUUAGACAAAAGGGUCUUGUUAGACUUGAAAUAAUUGUUUUAACCAUACUUUUAUAGAGCUGUUGUUAAAAAAGUAUUGGAGGAAAGGCUUGGCCAAACUGAGAUUCAUUAUCCAAUUAAUGUAAAAAGAAAUAGGAAGAAAAUGACCAAGAUGGGAAUAUGGGGGAAAUGAAUGAAGCACUUUAUGUUUUAUGACAACUAACAUCUGAUGUGCUUCUUAACAACAGAAACCUGUCUAUAUUGACUAUUAUACUGCUGAUUCAAACAGAGACAAUGUUAAUGUCUAUAUUGACUAUUAUACUGCUGAUUCAAACAGAGACAAUGUUAAACUUAUACCUGGUGGAGUUGUUUUUAUGGUGUUGCUGGAGGGAAGAUAUAUAUCUUUUACGUAAGAAAUACAUUUGAUUUUAUAGAUCCUUGAGGUGUCUGGAAUAAGCCCUCUUGAUAAAGUCUUAGAAUAAGGUUGACAUAAUUAGUAUUCAGUCUUUAGUACAUCCUUUAUUGUUGAAAUCUGAAAUGCUUUUUGCAUUUACAAAAUUUUUCGUUAACUACUGUAACAUUUCCCAAGGAAAUAAAACUUCUGAGAAUAGAUCUCGAUAACAAAUACAUUUGGCUAUUUCUUGGCAUUAUGUAUAUGGAUUAUGAUUUGGAGAAUGGUGUUAUUAUUUGACGUCACUUAAGUGCACGCUAUUUUAGACAAUGUUUCUCUCAUGGGAAAUACAGGAAUAUCUGUCCCUGGCAUGUGGUUGGAACAAGGUGUACUUUCCCUGCUAGAUAGGCAGGAAUAAAAUUGAAAAUCAUGUAUGUAUAAGAUUCAUCAUAUUGAUAAUUGGAAUUGCAUGUUACAGACCAACCCUACUACAUGUAUGUUUUAUCUCUUUAUUAAACAACUUUACAACUGUAUUUUCAAGAUGAAAUUGCCUGACACCCCUGGUAAAAAAAUUGUUUUCACUGUAUGUUAUCAGUAUUGUUCUAUGUCAAUUGAUAGCAGCAUUUCUUGAACAGUUUACACAGAUUGAAGGACAAAAUCAGUUUAAAACAGGUUUUUUCAUACUUCAGUAAUUGUUGAUUCAGUACAUCAGAUUUAAUAUCGAAAAUUGAUUCUUAAAAAACUCAUUUAAAUUUGUUUUUUGUAAAUGCCAGGCAGUUUUUCAACAAACCUAUAAAAACAUUAUAGUUAUAACUUUAUUUGAACCUGAUAAAACUGUUAUGAAUCUCCUAUUGUAAAACUUACCAACAAAAACUGUAAAAUCAUUGUGAAGAACAGUUUCCAAAAGGUUUAGGAAUCUGAAAAUUUCAUGGCAAACUUUUCUAUGAAAGGUGUAUUUUUCACUGUAGAUUUACACGGACAGAAACUUAAAUAUUCAGGUGGUUCUCUCUCUGUUAUUUGGUAUACAUAUUGACUUUUUGUCAAGUUAGAAAGGAGUUUGCUGUUACGGAAUAUUUUUAUCAAAGAAUAAUUUUAGAAGCUUGCAAUAAAGAAGUUGGGUAUACAGGUAUCCAGAAACAAAUGAACUAAUGCUUCAUCUGCUUACAUAAUGUUAUAAAGGCUACAUGUAUAUCACUACACUUGUUAAAAUUUAGUCAUAUUUGUCCAGUAAAGUGUGUAAAUUUCAGAGGUGCCUUUAAUAAUAAAACAUUCAAAACAUUGA